AUCUGCAAUAAUACAAAUUUCAAAAAGAGGCUGUGUGCCAUUGUGUGGACUGAUUCAAUUCUACAUGUUAAGUUUGAAAGUGAGUGGGCUACCAUAAUGAACGAUUUUAAUUUGGUUGAUCAUGAGUGGCUGCAGUCACUUUAUCAAAUCAGGGAUAGGGAUACUUGGAUACCGGCUUAUUAUCAUGAGGAGGUCAUGUCCGGGCUUAUGCGUACCUCUUCUCGUUCAGAGAGUGAGAACCAUUUCUUUGGACAGUUCUGUAACCCGGGUUGCACACUUGUCGAAUUUCUCGGGCAUUUUGAUUCUGCUAUUGAAGCUCAGAGACAUGAGCACAGGAAGAAUGACCAUGACACCAGAAAUACCAACGCUGAAAUAUGGGCUGAAGACUUUGUUUUGGAGGAUCAAGCGUCCAGGAUAUUCACACGCACUAUAUUUUUUGACCAGCAGUUGGAGAUACAAAACGGUAUACACAGAUGUGCCAUCAGAAAGUGGGAAAACAUGGCUGACUUCGUUAACUUUUUUGUGAAGGACUGGGAACAACCAUGCACUACUUUCUUCGAGGUUAUGAUGCGUGAGGACGGCAUGACUGUGUAUUGUACAUGCAAAAGAUUCGAACAGUUUGGGUUGUUGUGCUCACACAUCUUUUAUGUGCUAAGGAUGCUGGUAUAACACCCCGUGUUUUCGAAAGUCAAAGUCAAAGUCCAAGUCAAGAUUGACUUC
Messenger RNA from Helianthus annuus (common sunflower), 720 nucleotides. RefSeq names its product protein FAR1-RELATED SEQUENCE 5-like. The record is from RefSeq and is a predicted model, not a curated record. Lineage: Eukaryota; Viridiplantae; Streptophyta; Magnoliopsida; Asterales; Asteraceae. The transcript is spliced from 2 exons. Bases 97 to 669 code for a protein of 190 amino acids. Gene Ontology annotation, biological process: regulation of DNA-templated transcription. Gene Ontology annotation, molecular function: zinc ion binding.